AUGCCGACAAUACCACCGCAAACCCCAGGGAAGGGUCAAGUGCGGAUUGAACACUCCAGAGCGUCCAAUCUUUCUAACGACGAUUCGGGAUCGGGAGCAGAAGGUCCAGUCCGCCGGCGUCUACAAAAGUCUGCCUCGACCAACUUCCCCCCGAAUACUAAUACCAAUUAUGAAUCACUCUCGAAUGGGGUGGCCGGACCGCGCGCAGGUGGGAUGAAUAGGAGAAGACUUUCAAUUCGGGAUCAAAGGGUGCCCCAAGGCCCGCGACCGCAAGAGACGUCGCGAUGGAACAAACCCGGCCCGUACCUCCAUUCUGGGAAUUCAUCCAUUGAUUCUAUAAUCGACUCAUCGAAAAGCUUCAACCUCCGGUCUACGAGCAUGGGAAACUUGGCUAAAGCCGAUUCUAAUCAGUCAUCAGAGAACGUGGACUUUCUCGCGCCGAUCAAUUUUGACGACUUUCAUAAUAGCAUCAUGGCGGAACCCAGCUUGAACCACUUCCCUAUGCCUGGGAAUGGCGGCGAGAAUCGCGAGACCGGCUUGAACAACCCUUGGGAAAAACACACUAAUGAUAAAAAUGCGUCGGAACGUACGCGGGGUCCUCCUUCUGCUCGCCGAAAAAGUGAGGUGCAACGACCUAAUGGCCAACCUCCUAACGCAGGGCUUACGGCGUCAACUGCCAACACCCGUGCGCGUCGCCAGAGUCUCGCCCAGCCAUCUGCUGGAAAUACUGCUUCAAGAGGUUCACGCAAGUCUGUUAGCUCUGGAGCAUUUGCGCCUACGAAUGCUUCGGCUCGACGCGCCAGUCUGAGUGUUCGUAAAUUCAGCACCGACACCACACAGCCAGCCAACAAUUCCCUCCGUCCCAGGACUCAGGAUUCGGAUGUGAAGGUUCCGUCCGCUAUUCGAAAUCUCAAGGCGAAAUCGUUCCAGCCCAGCCCACGAGAUCCUCCAGGUCCAUUCUUGACUGCAGCGGGUGCUGUUGACCAUACGCGAUCAUCCUCCACUAAUGCUGUGCGAACCCCAGUGAAGAACCCUGCGGGUGCGGUUGCAACUCCCUCCUCUUCCUCGAAGCGGGCUUCUGUUAUGCCACAUCAUGCGACUGGAUUAGCGAAUGUCAAUUGCGCCCCCCGCGCCUCCGAUGCCACACACCCCCCAACCCAGACAGAACCACUCCCCAUCCGUCCUCUGUCCUCAACGCAAUCUCCCUCUCAAAUUCCGAGGAAAAGUGUCACACCCUCCUCAAAUCGAACCACGCCUGACCCGAAUCGCAAGUCGUACAGUUCAGGCUUAUCUGUUUCAUCGAGUACCAGCUACAAUUCGGCACGUAAUUCUGGAAGCUCUCUGCAAAACCGUCUUUCUCAUAACUUUUCUUCGUCACGUCUUCCAACGCCCAAACCGCGCACAGAGCAAACGAACUCUAACGGAGAAGAGGUGCCGCCGGUCCCAGCGAUUCCCAAAGCUUACGAGUCGCCCAAGGGUGAAUUAGAUGCGCCUGUUUUCCCUGCGCCCAGAAAAUCGAGCAUUCCUGUGGACAUCGGCCUAUUAAAUAUAAAAGAGUCCAGCUCCGACGCGCAUACACCCACCUCCGGUACUGUCAACAGUCAUGACCCUACAGAGUCCAUUAAUACACCCGAGGCACGAACGCGAACUUCCACUGUACUCGGUGGGCGAAAGGGUCUGCAGCCUUUGAAACUGCCCCCAUUGAACUUGCUGCCUUUAGGCACUCCCAUGGCGGCCAAGAUCGAUGCCCUCAAGGACAGAGACCAGGAUCGCAACACUCACACCCCCUCCAACCAAGUCCUUUCAAAGACUCCCAGUACUCCUAUGACAGCAUCCAAAGCAAACUUCUGGUACCGCGAUGAUGAUGACGAGAAAGUUCCCCUUACCCAAGCUCGAAGCAGCACUUCUCAUUUUGCCGUCAGUACAUCAACGGCCGCAUUGCGGACUUCGAGCAGUACGAGUGCAUUUGAGUCUUUCGAGACGCCAAACUCGACUCGCAACAUUUCUCCUUAUGCCUCAUACACGCUGCCCAAGAAUGGUGCCGAGUUGAAUCAUCUCCGCCACCAGGUCAGCGCUGACUAUUCCAACCGAACACAGGCGCACAAGUUGAAUGGACCUCGGCCACAAACACAAAGUGCCAUUUUUACACCGGCCCCAGAACGUCUUAGUCAAAUCUCGACACCGUCAGAGCCUGAGAGUGUUACCACAUCAGGGUCUUCACUUCGUGACCGGCUCAAGGUGGCACGGCUGCGCAGUAACUCGAAGACACAAAAGGCUGAAACUGAUACUGACCCAGCCAAAUACAACAACAUGCCACCGCCUAAACUCCCAGCGUCAGCCACAUGGAAUAAUCUAUCUUCGGUCAACUCCACCAGCCCCAGUCUCAAGCCGUCUUAUCUCAACCCUCGCCGGCAAUCGUCUGUCUCAAGCGCAACGAAUCCGACAGCUCGCAAGCCAAGUGUCAGUAGCGAGAGAAGUCUGACGUUGGAGCAAACUCGAUCUAAUGAUUCGGGUGAGAGUGACCGUUCUAAGCGUGCACACAGCUCGUACAUCUCUCCUGUUCAGAAGAUGAUCAAUAAUGCUAGAUCUAGCACCGCGGCUGGGGCUACUCCGCGGUCCGCCGAUAACACUGUUGAUCAAGAUGUCGUUAUUGCAGACGAAGAGAUGAAACGACUUGGGUCUAAACGGAAAGACUUCCAGAAGGCAGCCAGCGUACUAGAUGACUUGCGCCGCAAGGCUGGACCCAAGGACCGUGUCAGUCCCGCCCAGGCCCUGAAGAUGGCAACUCUGAAUAUCUUUGAACGUGGCGAGAUUAUCGAUUAUCGUGACAUUUUCUUCUGCGGUACGCAAACUGCUAAGAAACAUGUUGGCGAUCUCCACUCUGGUGCGGCGAACUUCGGAUACGAUGAUGACCGUGGUGAUUACAACAUUGUCAUGGGUGAUCAUCUGGCCUACCGAUAUGAAGUUGUUGAUGUUUUGGGCAAGGGCAGUUUCGGACAGGUCGUUAGAUGCGUCGAUCACAAAACGGGCGCUUUGGUUGCUAUCAAAAUCAUUCGCAACAAAAAAAGAUUCCACCAACAAGCUUUGAUUGAAGUCAAUCUUCUCCAAAAGCUGAAGGAAUGGGAUCCCCACGGAAAGCACAGCGUGGUCAAUUUCACCCAGAGUUUCUACUUCCGAGGCCAUCUUUGUAUUUCGACCGAGCUGCUUGGCAUGAACCUUUAUGAGUUCAUUAAGGCUCAUGAGUUCCGAGGCUUCUCAUUAAAGCUGAUUCGUGUUUUCACAAAGCAGAUGCUGAGCAGUUUGGUGUUGCUUCAUGCAAAGAAAGUCAUUCACUGCGACUUGAAGCCUGAAAAUAUUCUUCUUGUUCAUCCAUUGAACUCUGAAAUCCGUGUCAUCGACUUCGGUUCAAGUUGCUUUGAGAAUGAAAAGGUAUACACCUACAUCCAGAGUCGCUUCUACCGCUCGCCGGAGGUCAUUCUCGGAAUGUCAUAUGGGAUGCCGAUCGACAUGUGGAGUUUAGGAUGCAUUCUGGCUGAGCUGUUUACUGGAUACCCCAUCUUCCCUGGUGAAAAUGAGCAAGAACAGCUUGCCUGCAUCAUGGAAGUAUUCGGUCCUCCGGAAAAGCACCUGAUCGAGAAAAGCUCACGCAAGAAGUUAUUCUUCGAUUCCCUUGGCAAACCACGCUUGACUGUUUCGUCCAAGGGUCGCCGUCGCCGCCCAAGCUCCAAAGAACUCCGACAAGCUUUGAAGUGUGACGAUGAAGCUUUCUUGGAUUUCAUCUCUCGCUGCCUUCGCUGGGAUCCAGCUCGUCGAAUUUCGCCUCACGAUGCGUUGAAACACGAGUUCCUUACUGGCAUCAAGGCCCCUCGGCCCAGGAUAUACUCAUCUAAUUCGCCAUCCAAGCGCGGUGCCACGUCUACAUCUCGUCCUCUUCCGGAUCCUCCGGGCACAACGCUCAAGAGCGGGUUCUCCCGCACUCGCGAUGUCUCUGGCACUUCCCCCGUCAAAGGUGGGAAGCGCCACUCGACCGUCAAUGGUCCCCCGUCCAGCCCCGGCAAGCGAGGGUCAAGCAAUAUCACCGCCCACGGGUCCGCACUUCCUCGCGUUUCCGCUCGGAGCAUCAGCGGAAAGCCAGACCUCGCAACUGCGGCGGCUGCGACAAGCCUGGUGAGUUAG
Molecule: messenger RNA, 4176 nt
Organism: Penicillium soppii
Lineage: Eukaryota; Fungi; Ascomycota; Eurotiomycetes; Eurotiales; Aspergillaceae
Product: putative protein kinase
Exons: 4
Coding region: 1-4176 (1391 amino acids)
Biological process (GO): peptidyl-threonine phosphorylation; peptidyl-serine phosphorylation
Molecular function (GO): protein serine/threonine kinase activity; ATP binding
Source: RefSeq, a predicted model, not a curated record